AGUAGCUUCCGUGAUUUUGUAACUUUCACUAGGGUGUAAACAUUAAAUACUCAGCUACAAUAAGUUUCCUCAUGCCGCUAUUUCUCUACAGCCAAUCAUAACCUCUUGUUAACGUUUUGUCGCUUUGUUGCUGUAGCGCUAAUGAAAUAUCGGUUUUAUAGUGGUCGAUCUGUGUUGAGCUGAAUAGAACGCGUGGGUACGGUUUGGCAUUCAAAAACUUGGUUAAUUUCAUCUAUAUUUAGACAUAAGAAGGGAGAUAAUUGACAACAACUGCAAUAUUCACCAUGGUUGUUUUCACGUGCAAUCAUUGCGGAGAGUCAUUGAACAAGCCUAAGGUCGAGAAGCAUUAUCUAUUUAAAUGCUUCAACCCCAAGUUUGUUACAUGCGUGGACUGUUUGAAGGAUUUUCGGGAUGAAGAAUUUGUGGCACACACUAAAUGCAUAUCCGAGAAUGAGAGGUAUGGUGGUAAAGGUUAUGUUCCAAAACCUAAUGCGAAUAAAGGUGAACGAAAACAACAAGAAUGGAUUAAUGUUGUGAAGAAUGUGCUUGCCAAUUCUACUGAUUUGACUACCGCAGAACGAUCUAUGUUAAAUACUUUGUCUAAGCAUGAAAACAUACCUAGGAGGAAGACAAAAUUUUUAAAUUUUAUUAAUAGUAUUUUUGGUAAUAAAGUACCUAUGUAUGUAGUAGACAGUGUUUGGAAUAAAAUGGAGUUAUCAUUUAAAGCAACUACUGAGAGUUAUGAGAACACGCAAAAGACGAACGAGGACAAAGAAGUAGAUACAAAUAGCUCAAAUGAUGCCUUGGUUAAGGAUCUGCCAGGAAGCAACAUUGCCGAGAAUGAAAAUAAUGAAAAUUUAUGCAAGGAAAAUAAAGAACCAGCAGACAAGCAAAAGAAGAAAAAGAAGAGACAGGAAAGUAUGGAACAAUCCGAAACUGACGAGCAGCCAAAAGCAGAUGGAUGUACCAAGAACAAGUCAAAAAAGAGACGAGCACCCGUAGAUGUAACGACACAAGAGGAGCAACCUGUAAUCAAGAAAGUAAACCAGGACAUUCUUGAAUCGGUUGUUGAUUCUUCUAUAAUUGACUUGCAACAGACUGAACAAAACGGUAUUAACACAGAAUUCGACUGGAAGAAUUCCAUUCUGGAGACAGUUCGUUCAAAGGGAGAAAUAUCAUUAAGAAAACUAAAGAAAAAGGUCGUGACACGAUAUUUGAACCACUGUUCCAAUGCUGUGGCACCUGAAAAAGCCGAGAGCAAGUUUGCAAAAAAACUUGGUAAAUUGACCAACAUAACUGUCAACGAUGGCAAAGUAACGCUAAUUUAAGUAGACUACUUUCUAAAUGGAACAAUAAAAAAUUGUUUCCAAACCUUUGGAUCCUAUGUCUCGUAUCCCCCAUUUUUCUCGUUUAGAAUGAAAUUUCAAAAUUAUCGCCAUUUAAUUGUACGGAAUACAAAUUUGUGAACCAUU
This is a messenger RNA of Orussus abietinus, 1472 nucleotides long. RefSeq lists its product as uncharacterized. Gene Ontology annotation, molecular function: DNA binding. The coding region runs from base 285 to 1328 and encodes 347 amino acids. The record is from RefSeq and is a predicted model, not a curated record. Gene Ontology annotation, cellular component: nucleolus. NCBI's taxonomy places the organism in Eukaryota, Metazoa, Arthropoda, Insecta, Hymenoptera, Orussidae. Gene Ontology annotation, biological process: rRNA processing; negative regulation of transcription by RNA polymerase II. The transcript has 4 exons.